GCCCCCUCGCAGACGAGACGCGUGGUAGCUAGGGUUUUGGCCUCGCCGCGCACGCCUCCUGAAGCUUCUAGACGUUCGAGGAGGAGGAGGGGAGGCUCCCGCCGCCGCCGCCGCAGCCAUGGCGUCCACCAAGGUGCAGCGUAUCAUGACCCAGCCCAUCAACCUCAUCUUCCGUUUCCUCCAGAGCAAAGCGCGCAUCCAGAUCUGGCUCUUCGAGCAGAAGGACCUCCGGAUUGAGGGUCGCAUCAUCGGAUUCGAUGAGUACAUGAACUUGGUCCUCGAAGAUGCUGAGGAAAUCAACGUCAAGAAAAACACUAGGAAGACACUGGGCCGGAUACUCCUCAAAGGUGACAACAUAACUUUGAUGAUGAACAGUGGCAAGUGAAAGUUCUUAUGGCAGGAACGAUGUUUGGUGCUCGCGUUGAGUAUUUCUGGCACGUUGUACUCCAUCCAUUCAGACUUACAUGUACCUGCUGUUAAUGACCUGAGUAAAAUUAUGCUAGAUGCUGGCCACUUGUGUGUGCCAUAUUGGC
This is a messenger RNA of Zea mays, 533 nucleotides long. RefSeq names its product small nuclear ribonucleoprotein E-like. Gene Ontology annotation, molecular function: RNA binding. The transcript has 6 exons. Lineage: Eukaryota; Viridiplantae; Streptophyta; Magnoliopsida; Poales; Poaceae. The record is from RefSeq and is marked validated. Bases 119 to 385 code for a protein of 88 amino acids. Gene Ontology annotation, cellular component: spliceosomal complex. Gene Ontology annotation, biological process: mRNA splicing, via spliceosome.